AUGUCAAAUGUGCUUGAGUUACCUUUGCAUCACACCAACCAGAGGCCUGAUGUUCUGGCGGGCCGUGGUGAGGACAGGGCUCUGGCUGUGCUGCUGGAGCAGGCGUUCAGGAUCAAGGAGGAAGUGUCCUCUGGUCUGCAGAGGUGUGAGGGAAGUGCCCAGGCACAGACUUUGUCCCGCACACUGCUGCAGAGUCACAUCCUCACCAUCACACGCAUCGUCCAGCAGCUCAGUGUCAAUGUACAGAGCCUGCAGCGGCAAAUAGUAGAGCGAGAUUGGGUUACAAAUGGAACCACACAGGCUGUUCAAUGGCUUGACAGCAAAAGCAUGGCUGGCAUCGGGGACCUGAGGGGACGAGUAACCAGGUGUGAUGCGAGCCUGGUACAGCUGAGUGCUGAAGUGAAGAGCACAGAGAGGCAGGUGAUGCAUCUGCAGCAUGAGGUGAACCAGCUCCGAUCAGCUGUGGAGCUCAGGAUUAAAGAGGUGCAUGUUAAGCUGCAGCGUGACCUUGGCCGAUUGGAGGCUUCCUUGGCAGAAGUGUACCAGAUCCAAAGGAGCUUCAUGUCAGAGCAGGAGGCAGAGCGUGGACUACUCAACAGACUGCAGGCCCUUGAAAUUGGUCUGGAACAGUUCAGAAGUCAGCAGGAGCAGGCCGUGUGCAAUCAGGCCGAGAGGCUUAAAAACAUGGAGACCAGACUCAGCAACAAGGUGGACGCACUAGAGAAGAUCCUCCAUCAUGAAGUGCAGCUGCUCAAACACAACUACCACAAAGGAUUCAGGUCUGUGCACGAUGCCAUUGAAACACUGAAGGAAAUAGCAGACCUCAACUCUCGCCUGCAGAAAGGAAAAAUUCAAAAGGAACUCGCCAGAUUUGAGUUGAGCUGA
Messenger RNA from Boleophthalmus pectinirostris (great blue-spotted mudskipper), 885 nucleotides. It is a transcript of the gene fam81b, whose product is annotated as family with sequence similarity 81 member B. Lineage: Eukaryota; Metazoa; Chordata; Actinopteri; Gobiiformes; Gobiidae. The record is from RefSeq and is a predicted model, not a curated record. The transcript has 7 exons. The coding region runs from base 1 to 885 and encodes 294 amino acids.